Molecule: messenger RNA, 609 nt
Organism: Paraglomus occultum
Lineage: Eukaryota; Fungi; Glomeromycota; Glomeromycetes; Paraglomerales; Paraglomeraceae
Source: the annotation of a GenBank genome assembly
AUGGUUAGAAUACGUAUGAAAUGUGAUGCACCUAUUUUUACACCAGAAGAUUAUUCAUAUAUUAUGCAGUGUCGUGAUAUAAAACCAAGAUAUAAAAUUUUAAAUGAGUUGACGGAUAAGUAUAAAACAUCAACAAAACGUAUUUAUCAGAUUUGGAGGGGAGUAGAAGCUAAUAGAGUUUUAUGGGAUCAACCUAUACCAUACUCAUAUGAUAAUGUCUCUAAUUUUACGUCCCCAACAUAUCAAAAUACUGAGUGUCAGUGGCAAAGCCACGAGUCUUCGACUCAAGACAUUAGCUCCGCUAAUAUAUCCAAUUCCUCCAUGAAUGUCCUCCAUAUAGAGUCCAAACCUUUAGUCUCAAAGAGUCAAAAUUUAGAGAAUCGCCUAGCAGAUGGCUCUGUUAUAGAUAGUGUAUCAGUAGAGCCGGCACAAUCAAGUAAACGAACAAAAGCAAAGAGAUCCAAAUCUGUUCGAAUAUCAGACUCACCUGUUAUUUCAGAGGACUCAACAGAAAAAAUAGAUGCAGAGACAGUUGCUCAUCUUAGACAUGCUAUAGAAGGAGGUAAGAGAAAUUUAACAAAAUUGGGUUAUAAAAUCGAUGAGACAUAG